AUGGCUAGAAAUUCAAUCUCAAGUGGUUCCUGGCCGGAUGAUGCCUUGUCUACCAGGUCUUCCUUAUCAUCAACUUCAAGCGACCCGAUCUCCAGCCCUACCACUACACCCAUCAUUGAUCAACACCAAGAACGGAUUCCUUGGAUUCUGAGUCAUGUGUUAGAGUGCAACCUAUCCUCCGAUCUCCCCUUAAGAAUUAUGUUCUCCUUUAAUGCCGGCCAUCGGGUGCCAACAUUAAAGGAAGCAUAUAAGUGGUGGCAGUACGAACCAAAGGGGACUGCGAUUAUUAACUUUUUGUCCUCUUUGGAAGAAUCAAAAUCCAAGAAAAAGGAGAAAUUUGGAACCACAACCAGCACAGCCAAGAAUGAUAAAGAUGAAGCCGAAAGCAGUUCACCAGAAAAGAAAGACCAUGCAGCAAAGGAUCCUUUCAUGGACCCUCUGAAUAAAUCUCUUCUAGAUAUCGACUUUGCAUCAGAAUUCCCAAAUGAGAAACGAGCGAGCCGAGGAUUGCCACCUGAAUUUAUCAGAAAAUGGUGCUUGGAUAAAGUAUUUACUAAGGCGGAGGAGCUAGUAGACUUUAGCCAAGCUCUCACCGGCAUAGACUAUCUCCAAGACCUUGAGUGCCGGAGGCGUGAGGCUCUUAGAGAAGUUGCUUUGCGGUUGAAGAUUGAUAAGAACAAUUGGAGAAAGGUUCUCCGUGCUGACCCUGAUGCCAGAAAGUGGGUAGAAGAUAUUCAAGCUCAGGAGACAAUGAUCGAAAGUUUCUAUGCUACUUGCUUUGUUGAUCUACGAAUCUGGACUAUGCUUUAUGAGCUCAAAACUCAACCGUUUUAUAAGCCAAACGUUCUUGCGAUGCUCAAUACCCUCUAUCCACCAUGCAUUCAAGAACUCCCAAAUGAUCUCAUUGACCGUGACAAAUUACGAAAGCACCGAGCCAAGUUUUACAAUUUCAUCAUCGAGGUGGAGCGCGAAGGCACCGGAGCAUUGCAUGAUUUUGAGAUACUCCUAAAGAAUCCAGAGUGCAAACAUAACUGGGUUGAUACUCGAGAGAAUUUAAAAGAUUAUAUUGAGCUAGCCUGUAAGAUGAUCGAGCAAUCGAAUGCUGUAUACGAUAUUAUGUUCUUCAAAAAAAGCGCAGGAAUAGCAUACAGAAUACAAUCAGCACACUCCAGAAGCACAACCGCAUCUUCGUCUACGUCGACUCGCACUGAACGACAGGGCAGUCAGAACGAGCAACCUGCCGUGGAAGAAUAUUUUCCUCCUGGCCUCGAAAAGCCACCUGCUCGACUCCAUGCGAAAAGCAUCACAGACAAAGCGCAGAGCCAAGAAAACUCAUCUUACGCAGCAGUGUUGAGCUCUCCUAGCGAGUCUCGAAGUUCUAGUAGGUUGGAUGGAGAAUCACAAAGUCGAAAGCGUUUGGCAUCUCCAAAACGUCACCACGAAUACUCUCAGGAAUAUCACACUAUACCAAUGAACGCCCCAAGAAAGCUCCGUUCCGUUGUGACAACUCCUGCCAUCUACCAGAAGCAAACUUUCCCAAGUGAAAGACCGUCGGAUGGAGAUAGGAAAGCUUCGGUACUACACCAGCAUACGAGACCGCGAGCAAAUACACCAUUCACAGAACAAAACUCCGAAGCUGCACAACAUCAAAGUUUUCAAUCCUGGGUCCCAUUGAAAGAUCAGCAGCAAAUGUCACCUUUUCGUCAAACAUCAUACCCUGAUCCAUGGUCAAGAGGACCUCCCAAUCCGAAAUAUCAGCUACGUCCAAAGAACUUAUCCGAAGAUGAGAAGCUUCUACAGGCCAUGCGGCAGUCAGAAGCCCCAAUUAAGAGAAGAGCAUCAUUUCCAAAUGGAGACUUGUCGUCGUCCUCACGGGCGAGAGCCUCAAGUGUUAAUUCCACAAAAUUCAAAUCUUGCAGAAUGCACCAAGAUAGCGAUGCCACUUCAUUUAAUACCCUUCGGGCUGGCUCAACACCAUAUGUUUCGCAGCAGAGUUCGUUGACUACAGAUAGUCCAAGAACACACAUUGAGAAGGUUUUGAAGAACCAUUCAGAUGCAAUUCAAGCAUAUCAGGCCCUGGAUCUACGAGAGUUACCUGGCUAUCCCUCGAUCCUCAAAACUAUAGCACCAGAUAGUACCCCAAAUCCUCAACUCCGCACACAAAAGUCGUAUAAUUCCUCUGGUGACCUUCGGGGUCGUGCCAUGAGUGGCUUUACUUCAAUUCCUGGCUCUCCGCUAUCCUCGCAGCAGGGUACACCGGUGGAAGGUGCUUCUAGAAAACUCCAACUUCGCAAGACACCAUUGCGCGACUCUGCCACGGAUACGCCAAUGAUAAAUCCAUCUUCCGCCACCAGUGAUUCUAGGUUUACUCCCUCUCAAACUACUCCAACGAUGACCACACCCAGAAUCAAACUUCGUAAGAUGCCAUUAUAUGACCCUGCGACCAAGGAAAUGCAGACACCAAGUCCAUCCCUUUCGAAUCCUAGAUCACCAUUACCGUUACGGCAAGAAAGUCCUAUUACACCCACUCCUGGAAUUCUACUUCGUAAGACUGCAUUACAAAACUCUUCUAUUGAAGUCCAAACAAGGAAUGCCUCGCUCUCACUUUCUAGGUCUCCUUUACCUUCACCACUAAAUUCUACUACACCCUCUCCACGUACAGAUGUUCGUCAAAAAAGCAACAAACUCACCAAACAAAAGCCUCCGAAUGAGCUUCAGUGCGACUCUACACCCGGUUCCGUCAACAAGAACAUGAAUCCUACGACGGGAGGACAUCUAGUAGAUACACCUAUGAGAAAGCCUAUUCUGCCAGAGCUUAGCCCAAAUGCCAAUUUUUCAUUCUUGAACAGUCCAUACGAACCACCUGAAGAGAUUCAACCUAGAUUGAGAAAAAAGAGUAGUAUGGCCACUAUCUUCCGGAGGAAAUCGUGUGAGAGUCUGAAAUCUGUCAGAUUUGAGGAGCCAGGAACGAGUCAUGACAACGCAAGUCCAAAGACUCCCAGGAAAUCUUCUGAGAGCUCCAAAUCUGUCAAAUACAAUGGGGCUACGUCGAUCAAUAACGCACUUGGUAUCUCUAUCCCAGGCGCACAGUCCAAGACUGUAAUGUCUCAAGUUUCCGCGGCAGAUUCUUUCACGGAUUUUCCACCACCUCCACCGCCUAGACCAGCAUUGAAGAAGCAGAAAAGUCUAGGUUUAUUUCUUCGUAGAGAUAGCGAACCGGUAAAUGACUCGGUAAAUCUUCCACCGCGACCAUUAUUGAAGAAACAGAAGAGUUUGGGCCUAUUCCCUCGCAAAGACGGCGGAAAAGAGAAAGAUAGAGCUACGCCGUCGGCUCCGACAUCUAAGUCUCAAGAUAUGGGGAGCAUAUUCGAUGGUUCACAACAUGCUUGUACGGCAUAUUAUGCACAUACUGUUACUGUUUGCCGAGAGCCAUACAAAUUUCCUAUCCCACCUACCAGAACCCCCAUUCCUCAAGACUCUGUUCCGAAGCCAUAUAAGUCUCCCGCUACACCAAUGAAAACUCCAAUCAUUCAUGACUCUAUUCUGAAGCCAAGACCCGUGGUACGAAUCAAUGCAGCCAACAGACCUGCAGCCAUUUCAAAUGCAAGCCCAAUCUCUCCAGACAACAAAGUAUUUGGAUUUAUUCCUCCACCAUUGACGAAACAGACAAGUUUCGGCGGCUGGGAAACCGAUCUUGAUAUUGCAUUGGAACAUGAACGUCGACUCAAGUCUCAGCAUGCAAAAGCGCAAGCUCAAAAUACAUCAAUGAGACACCGAGCAUCCCCUGGAUUAAGCAUUGAUACAAUGGCUUCCAACGAUCUGAAUUCAUUGCGGAAGACAACAUCGAAACUUUCAAAGACGGCUUCGUUUGCAGAUGAUUCCCCGACUUUACCUUCUUCGACACCGAGUUUACCUGCUUCGACACCGGGUUCUACUAAGCUGGGCUCGUUCUUCAUGAAUGCUGGUGCGAAUAUAAGUGCGAUUUUUGUGGGAAAGAGUGCGUCUAAUACACCGGAUCCGAAUAAAUCACCCAAGGUUCCGGUACCGAGUCUUUCUAAGAAAGAUGGCAAGGAGAGAUCUGCGAAGAAUUCUGAAGCAAAGGUGACUGGUAGGAGAGACAGAUCAGGUAGUAAGUACCAUAUCCCUUUCUUCUCAUCCUCAUCCUUCCUCAUCCCUUUGAAAACCUCUGCUAACGCCUCCCUCCUUCCCCACAGCCCUCGCCUCCAUCAUCCACAACAUCAACCCCUUGCACAUUUUCAAAUCCCAUCGCGCGUCCAAAAAUUCCCAUCGACACAAAAGCUCCCUCGCGCACAAACACAAAAUGGUGACGCGCAAAAAGCGCGAAGCGCUCGUUCGUCGCCAGUUGAGAGUUACUCAAAAUACUAUGAAGCGCUACACGCGACAGUUCUUGCUGGAGGAUUCGCAGAAGGGGGUGCUAGCGGAGGGCAUUGCUUGGUUAGAUGGGGUGAGGCCGUUUGUGAGAGAGUCGGUGGAGCAGUACAGGAGGAGGGAGUAUUUGAGGGAGUUUUUGUUGGAGAGAGGUUGGGAAGGGGGAAAUGGAGGGGGGGCAAUUGGAUGGGGGGAAGGGAUACGAGGAGGAGGGUUUUUGAGGAGUUUGUUUCGGUUGGGGGAAGGAGAGUGGAGAGAGUGGUGCAGAAAGUUGAUUGGAGAAGGGAGGGGUGGUUUGAGGUGCCUAGGGCGAGGGUUCAAAGGGUGGAAAGAGGGGAGAGGGGGGAGAGAGAAGUAGAAGCGGAGGUGCAACCGAAGAUGGAGGAGGAGAAGAAAAAGAAGAAAAAGUAUGUAAUGAUUAGUACGGCGAAGUAUGAUAAAUAUUGA
Molecule: messenger RNA, 4836 nt
Organism: Sclerotinia borealis F-4128
Lineage: Eukaryota; Fungi; Ascomycota; Leotiomycetes; Helotiales; Sclerotiniaceae
Source: the annotation of a GenBank genome assembly